Molecule: messenger RNA, 4556 nt
Organism: Hippocampus zosterae (dwarf seahorse)
Lineage: Eukaryota; Metazoa; Chordata; Actinopteri; Syngnathiformes; Syngnathidae
Exons: 10
Coding region: 193-1794 (533 amino acids)
Source: RefSeq, a predicted model, not a curated record
AGUCUUGUACUAUUUGCUAUUCGGAAAGCGCAGUCUAAUGACCAAAAGAAGAGUAGAAGGACGCUUCGUCUCCAAAAUCUUGGACCGAAACAGAAAAUUCGUCUGAUUUGUUUUUGAUUUUCGCCUGUGGCUGUUGUGAAUCAUCUGUCACGGCUGGUUUUAGAAAAGGGUGAAAUUCAACGGUGUGCUGAGAUGGAUGUCAGCAUUGCUGUCUCACUAAUCCGAGGCCAAAUGGGCACCGUGGUGGAGCAGGCGGUGAACGGAGCUGUGGAGACGGUCCUGGCCGAAAUGCUGAAGGUGGUGGGGGUCAAAUUUGAGGAGCUAAAGGCGCAGCUGGCACACAUGAAGCGGGACAUGAUGAUGCUGCAGCGAGAGAAGGCACUGAAGGAGAAGGAGAGCGACAAUGUCCGAGCCAAGCUGCGCUACACAGAGUUGAAACUGAAGUAUUACAGGCAAGGGGUGGAGGAGGAGUUGCAACACCGAGCGUCCAGCACUGCCCUGGUACGAAGCCACCAGUCCAAAUGCCCUCCGGCACAGGCCGGUGGGGCUGGCAACACCUCCACAGGAGCUUCACCCUCGUGCUCCUCUCAGAACUCCACAGCUGAUGAUCCAUCAUCAAGCAACCAAGAAUCUCCACAGCGCAUGAAUCGGCUUUGCAUCAGAUCAUGCACACAGCCAGACUUGCAAGUGGUUAGUCCUGAACCAACGGACGGCAUUUUGGCGGUGAACCUUCCCAUGAGUACAGAAUGUCUGGAUAAUUCCGCUCUGCUCUGUCACCCGGACCAAGAUGGUCCUCUGAGCACAGGCGGGAGAGGUCAGGAGAGCGACUGGAGUGUCACUGUGCAUCCAAGCUUAGACGACACAGACACGAUUGUGAUCCCGCCUCCUUUCCCAUCCCAUGACACCGACCAGCAGUCUUCCACCAGACCUCCGUCCCGCCAUGGCUCACCACAGGUGGAUAGCUCAACACUGGCCACCUCCACAACACAGGUGAAAGUGGAGGAGGAGGAUCAGCAGGUGAUCUGUAUCAAGGAGGAGCCAGAGGAGGCCCCGGAAGUCAUAUCCUGCUUACUGCUGGACAAUCAGUUGAACCGUGGCCAUCUGGCUCAGUCAGAGGUUUCGAUGUCUGCCGCACAGUGGUCAGGACCUCAGGCCAGCCAGAGAACAUGCUCCUCAGGUUUCAGCUCAGCUGGACCAAGCUCUUCCUAUGCCACGCCUCAGCAAGCCUUUCCUGCCAUUGCCCCACUGCCUCCUGACACUCCACGGCAGAUGGUGCGGGGUCCGUGGACUAAGGACAUCAGCUUAUAUGAAGAGUACAAACUGCGGCGCAAUGAGCUACGCCGGCGAAGCCUUAAUCGACGGCGAGAGCUGGAAAAAACGCUGCCUCAGCCUCUGCUGGCCGAUCUGGUACGGGAACGGCGAGAAAAGACCAGACUGAGGGUGGCCAGAUGGCGGGCAAAGCGGAAACUGCAGGCUUGUCUCAACCAGGUUCAGACUCAAGGUGGCGCAGUGGCUCUUUCCCAGGAUGGUUUCCCAGUCAGUGGUCCUCAUCAACACAAAGCAUCUUGUGCAUCCACUUCCAGUCCGCUCAACAAUGUGGUUAUCUCUGCAGUCACGAACUUCCCAUUCGUCACGCCGACGUCGUCGUCCUCCCUGUUCCGGAGGGGCCCGAAUAUGGCCACACAUGUUGAUCAACACACGUUGAUGUCAGCAUCACAUUCGUCUGCCUCUUAUCCGCAGGUUAGCAUUUCGCAACAGAGCAAGUCUGUGAUGGACGCCAAUGUCGAUUUAUGAAAAUCCAGGCUUAGCUACCAUUCUUUGUCUGGCAGUGGCACUCUUGACACUUCUUUAUGUGUACCGGUAGUUUAAACACUGAAUGCCAUUCAUAUCCUGUAGGGAUGGGGUGUUAGUCAAUUUUGAAAUAUAAAAUGUUUGAAUUGAAAAAAUACAGGAUUGCCUAUUCAAUACUUUGCAUGGCAAAAAGUACAUUCUUUUAAAAAAAGUUAUUCGUCAGAAAUAUUUCCCAAGAAUUCUAACAAUUUAACAUGAGAUGCUUUGUUUAAAAAAAAGAAAAAAGUUCCAGAAAAACAGCGCCAUCUCCUGGUUGCUGCACUUAUUUUGCCUCCAUUGAGUUGACUUCAUAGACCAGAGACAGGCAACUGGCAACCCACGAGUGCACACUCGGAGUGGCCCUUGAUUCGGUUGUGAAAAUAAAUAGUUUACUGUAGCGAAAGAGUUUUUUUUGUAAGUGUUUGCCAUUGGAUAGGGCACCAUCAAACCGAAAACUGUCCGGUGCUUCUGUAUCAGAGAAGAAGAGAGAGUGCUUUAUCUCCCGCAUUAGGUCAAAAAAUGGUGUCUUUCAGGUAAAACAAGAAGCAGAUUUUAUGUUUACCCAAUUUAAACCAAAGUCCCUAGUUUGCUGAGAGCAGGCAUGUCCAGCUCUGGGCCUGGAGGGCCACUGUCCUGCCUGUUUUCCAGCUCUCCCAGCUGCAACACACCUGAUUCAGAUGAUCAGCUCAUCAGCCAGCUCUGAAGCAGCAUUAGAACGUUCCUGAUUAUUUGAAUCAGGUGUGUUGCUCUUGGGAGAGCUGGAAAACAGGCAGGACAGCGGCCCUUGAGGACCGACUUUGGACACCCCUGGCUUAGAGAGACUAUUAGCCAUGAAAUUUUGCAACUUACGUUGCCACCACAACAUUGAUCUCAAGAGUACACAAAACGCAAUUCCCACCACUGACACACACAGCAUGCACACAAAAAAUGUUGACAGUUUAUUUUGAAGGCCAUUAGGAGUUACAAAAAAUCACAUUGAAAUCAAAUCACAGUAUGUGGUUGGUUUUGCAUUGCUUUAUUGCUUUGUAGUUGAUCAGUACAUUUGAGCAUGCAAGAUAUGAAGAUAUUCUUUUGCAUAUUGGUCUAAUAAGAAACCAAAAACAGAUAUGCACAUAUUUAUUGUCCAUAUUUAAAAUGGCAUUUUUGUCCAACAUCUGGUUUGUCAUACAUCUCGUUCUUUGGAACCCUCCCUUAGCGCUGACAAAAAAUUGCCGCCCUCCUCAAUCGUUUAAGUUGCGAAUCCCUGACAUUGAGUACAUUGACGCUAAACUUUACUUUCCUAUUGAAAUGAGAAGACUCACACAUUUUAGAAAUGUUUAGAAAAGGUGCCUCAAUGAAACUUUUAAGUCACCUUUAGCUCAGGUGACUCCUGACCAACUAUUCAGUAGGAGGAGCUAUAUAACCCACAGUCCUUCACAUCAACUAUAUUCACAGCAACAGACUACCAACAGACAUUGCGAAGACGCUGACUAUAGACUUAAAAAGUACAGAAGAUAUUAGAAUUUGCAUCAAGAAUAAAUAGGCUUACGGAACAGUAGCCUUGCCUCAACAGUAAGACUCACCUUCCAAUCCAUUGAGAAAAUAAAAGCUGUCAACUCUAAAUUUAAAAAGACCAAUUUUAAAGGAUUAAACUUUCAAUGAGAGAAAAAGGACACAAAAAGAAAAAGCAAUGCUUAUCAUUGCACAAUGACCAAUUUCAACCUGCUAUGCUUUCAGUUCUUGAAUUUCAUCUCUCUUUGAUUCAGUGACGCAUUCUAACAAACGUAGAGAAAAGGUUAUGGGAUUUGACUUUCUGAAUAGGCCCUCUGCCUUGAGAGCUGAAUUAUACAUCGUCAGUGCCGCCAUAUUGUAUGUGGCAUAGAUGAGCGAUCGAUGAAGAUGCCUCGUUCAUUUGAUGCCCGGUGAUGUACACAUUGCAUCCGGAAAGUAGUCACAGUGCUAAUGCACUUCAGUUUCCCCGCAUUUUAUGUUACAGCCCAAUUUCAAAAUUGAAUUCAAUAUUAUACACAUUUUUCCUUCAAACAUAUAUGUACAUUGACACCAUAAAACAUAUAUAUAUACAGUAUACAUAUCUAUAUAUUUUUUGCUAAUUUAUGUUAAAAAUAAAAUAAGAAAUCAUACAUGCAUAAAUAUACUUUUAAAAUGGGCCUAUUACAUCGACAAGGGUCCAGCCUUGUCGAUGUAAUAGGCCCAUUUUUUUUGAAAUUUGUGUAGGCUGAAAAUGUGAGUUGCAUAUUUUUGGGGUGAUUGUGACUGGUCUGAAUUCACUGCUCGCUUAGCCUGCAGAUAUCAUUAAAAUAUUGGGUGUUAUUCAAAUCUUGAGGAACUCAAUUUUCUAACAGAGUAUAACGUACGGGCAAGUAGACAAGGAGGUGAUGUAAAUCCCUUGGCUUGUUCCAAACAUAGCGAAACUGUACCGCAUUCGGUGCACUAGAACUCCUCUGGCGAUCGGUAGGGAUGAAAUACAAAUUCCUAAAUAAUUAAUAAAUGUACUAUAAUUACAUCAUUUAUGCCCAUCCCUGAUAAUGUCGCACCCCUCUUCUUCACUUUGUGUCUUUGGUGAGCAUCAAAAACCUUCGAGUAUUGUUCAACUGUUAUCAGAUGCGCACACAACUGUCAAAUGACUAACAUCAUUUUUUAGAUGAAACGUGUGCAGAAACUAAACAUGUUUCCUGUUUUUUGUAUUAUGUUGACUGGAUCCCAUUAAAAUGUGCUGUGCGAGUAAA